Molecule: messenger RNA, 862 nt
Organism: Aspergillus alliaceus
Lineage: Eukaryota; Fungi; Ascomycota; Eurotiomycetes; Eurotiales; Aspergillaceae
Product: putative isochorismatase family hydrolase
Exons: 4
Coding region: 179-802 (207 amino acids)
Source: RefSeq, a predicted model, not a curated record
AAACACAUAUGCGAAAUCGGCACAUAGGACUUCUCCGCAUACUCACGGACUUCCCCACCCGAUUUCCUCCGCACUCACUUUCUUCUCUCUUUGUCGAUUUACCACAAAUCAUCUCUUCCCCCUAUCCAAGUCUUCACUACCAAUCUCUACUCGAAGUAUACAAUACCAUCCAUCCAAAAUGGCCACCAUCUCACGAGCGACCCGAAUCCGCAACCCAGCCCUAUUCAUCUGCGACAUUCAAGAAAAAUUCCGACCCGUAAUCUACGAAUUCUCCAGAUUAAUUCCAACAACUACCAAACUCCUUAAAGCAGCCAACCACCUCCAAAUCCCAACCUACAUCACGACCCAAAACCGAUCCAAACUUGGCGACACAAUCUCGGAACUGCAACCCCACCUCUCGACGCCCAAUAUCAAAGCUAAUAUCGACAAGACCCUAUUCUCGAUGAUCACACCCGAGAUCGAGAGCCAAUUACCGAAAGUAAGUGCCGAGGAGACAGGUAUCGAUGCGAUUAUUGUGGGGAUCGAGACGCAUGUCUGUGUGACGCAGACGACGCUGGAUUUGUUGGAGCGGGGGCAUCGGGUUUAUGUUAUUGUGGAUGGGGUGAGUAGUGUUAAUCCGGAGGAGAGGGGGAUUGCGUUGGCGCGGUUGAGGGAUGCAGGGGCGGUGGUGACGAGUAGUGAGAGUGUUUUGUUUGAGGUUUUGGGGGAUGCAGGCCAUGGGGGGUUUAGGGCUAUUAGUGGGUUUGUUAAGGAGAUGAAGGAGGAGACGAAGGGGGCGAUGGAGGUUUUUUCGAAGAUUUAGCUUAUAUUUGCUUAAUAUGAAUGGGGGUUUGAAUGGUUACUUUCAAACGCUGAUAUGUUA